Hemibagrus wyckioides is the source of this 1287-nucleotide messenger RNA. It is a transcript of the gene arl1, whose product is annotated as ADP-ribosylation factor-like 1. The coding region runs from base 155 to 700 and encodes 181 amino acids. Lineage: Eukaryota; Metazoa; Chordata; Actinopteri; Siluriformes; Bagridae. Gene Ontology annotation, molecular function: GTP binding; GTPase activity. The transcript has 6 exons. The record is from RefSeq and is a predicted model, not a curated record. Gene Ontology annotation, biological process: intracellular protein transport; vesicle-mediated transport. Gene Ontology annotation, cellular component: Golgi apparatus; cytoplasm.
AAGUGAUUGGUAUAAAGAUCGGCGAAUCUGCUGCGCGUACGUACACAUCCUUCAUUGACACGUCAUUAGGAACUUCGAAGACGGAAACGCUCAACACGAAGGCUGAGGCUGCUGAUCUCUUCUCUUCAGAGAGCCCGGGGUGUUUAGGUUAAAAAUGGGGGGUUUCUUCUCCAGCUUGUUUUCGGGACUCUUCGGCACAAGAGAGAUGAGGAUUCUGAUCUUGGGUUUGGACGGUGCUGGAAAGACUACAAUCCUCUACAGGCUGCAAGUUGGAGAAGUUGUGACUACCAUCCCUACUAUUGGGUUCAACGUUGAAACUGUGACUUACAAGAACCUGAAGUUCCAAGUGUGGGAUCUUGGUGGACAGACGAGCAUCAGGCCAUACUGGCGCUGCUAUUACUCCAACACAGACGCUGUGAUCUACGUUGUGGACAGCAGUGACCGUGACAGGAUGGGUAUCUCAAAGUCUGAGCUGGUGGCUAUGCUGGAGGAGGAAGAACUGAAGAAAGCCAUCUUAGUUGUCUUUGCUAACAAACAGGACAUGGAGCAAGCCAUGACACCCACUGAGGUGGCCAACUCGCUGGGGUUACCUGCACUCAAGGACAGAAAGUGGCAGAUCUUCAAAACAUCGGCCACCAAAGGGACAGGCCUGGACGAGGCCAUGGAAUGGUUGGUGGAGUCUCUGAAGAGCCGACAGUAAUUGCACUUGCACCACUCCCUGUAAAUACUCUGUCUUGUUGAAAGACUUUGGUGCCCUUUGGACCUGUGACUGCAUUCCCCUUUUUUUCCCCCUUUAUGUGAAGGCAUUUUUCUUGUAUCCGCUACUUAAAAUGAAUGAAGCUGCAGUUACAGAAUAUUUGGGCACAGCCUGAAAACUGAACAUCCACUGGUUUGCAUUUCAUAUGGACUCUGCACACGAGCUCCAGGAAGCACAGCGGUCCUAUAGUCGUGGCAGUUCCUCCAUACUGACGCCAGUUAGACCUGUUCUUCCUGUAAGACAAUAUCCACUACAUUGGAGUAUCCUAAUCGUAGAGCCUUUCCCCCUUUAAGCUUGGUACCAGAUGGUUGGCAGUCUCUGAUUCUUCUUCUUUUUCCUUUGCUUCUUUUUCAAACACUUAUUCAUUGGUAUCUAAACACAUUUUGGGUAUUUUAGUGGGUUGUUUAUUUAAAACUAAUCGUUGUUUGUAUGCAGUGGAUUUGUCAUUGCGUAUUUAUAUACAAGCAUGUACAGUGAAAAAUUGUUUGUGUUAACACUGAAAUAAAUUUGGCUUCAAUAGUUUGUUUUAA